GACACGUCGACUAAAAUCACCUACUUUCGGGUGGCACUGGUCGGAGAUAGUGGCUCCGAGAAGGACAACGUCCGUCGUGCAUACGUACAACUCAGCUCAAACCUAGUGAAUCAAGCCAAAUCCGAUAAAUCACCUGUACUUGAAAUAAAUUCUACAGUUUAUUUGCAGAAAGGAACAUUCGAAAAAAUCGACGUAUUAGAUGCAAAUGUCAUUACUGUGCAAGGAAUACAAAUCAGUUCUCUGUUACAGAUAGAGCUGUUAUCAGCUGAGAGAAUAUCAGAUUUCGAGCGGAUACCAUCGAUGCUGCGAUGCAGUCAUCUGGAUGCCAUCAUUAUAUUUUAUAAUAUCAACAGUUUGAAGCAGUUUGAAAGCAUUCAUCAAAAGUGGAUCCCAACAAUACGACGACUCUAUCGUAACACACCAUUCGUUAUCUGCGCCACCGGAAUCGAGGCCAGACUACCUCGUGAAGUGCGACAGUUACUACUCAAAAAACAGCUCGGUGAAGUGGAAACAGGCCAGAACCACCACCAUUAUUCUUAA
Molecule: messenger RNA, 540 nt
Organism: Anisakis simplex (herring worm)
Lineage: Eukaryota; Metazoa; Nematoda; Chromadorea; Rhabditida; Anisakidae
Source: the annotation of a GenBank genome assembly